Nilaparvata lugens (brown planthopper) is the source of this 2552-nucleotide messenger RNA. RefSeq names its product COP9 signalosome complex subunit 4 (gene CSN4). The transcript has 7 exons. NCBI's taxonomy places the organism in Eukaryota, Metazoa, Arthropoda, Insecta, Hemiptera, Delphacidae. Gene Ontology annotation, cellular component: COP9 signalosome; cytosol. Bases 689 to 1906 code for a protein of 405 amino acids. The record is from RefSeq and is a predicted model, not a curated record.
AGUUGAAAAAAAAUAUUUUUAUGGAUACGAGUGAAGGUUAUUUGGUUAUAAUUUCGGGAGCAAUAACAGUCGGUCAACUCUACAACAGUUGGUAAACUUUACAAGAACAGAGAUUCUUUCAUCCAAUGAUGAUUUUUUAUCAAUGACAAAAAAUUUAGAAAUUUCAGUUUACCAAUAGAAUGGAUAAUAAUAUUAUAAGUUUUCCUCAUCAAAUAAGUUUUCCUUGUUAAAUUUGACUGUUAAUGCCAAUUGACAAUGACUGCCAAUUUUUCUUGUUUGCUGAUAAUGAUGAUGGCAGUGGUGACCUGUGACUGACUGCCGAGAGGAGCUGGAGAAAUUGAUUACAAUUACAAAUAAUUUUUUUAAAAGGUUCAUCUUGUUUGUUGUGUCUUUUCUAUACGUAUAGUGCAAGUUACAUGCAUUUAAGAUUAAUAAAAGACUUUAUUCGAGUGUCUGACACCUAACUUAUAAAUCGGUUUUCCUGCCUUUUCACGUAGAAUAUCUAUUCAGAUACGUUACUGCAGUGUUGUUUUUAUAAUUUUAGGUUAUACGUAAAUCUACUUAUACCACUGCACAACAACUAAGAUUGUAUUACAUUUUUUAUUAUGUUCAUGUAGUUUCCUGUUUUUAAAUACGCUAUACGAAAUUAUUCAAGCUGAAGAAAUUUCGAAAAUUUAAAUAUUCAAAAAUGAAUAAUGCCGUGCGGCAACUUGCUAUUCUGGCGAAUUCUGGAGGAUCUCAUAAGGAUCAAGCUGAAAAAUACAGAAGCAUUCUGGAAGGUUUACUGAAAUCAACUGGUACUGAGUUGGUAGAAUCUCUGAAGAUCUUUAUUGAAGCGAUUGUAAACGAAAAUGUCAGCUUAGUAAUUUCUAGACAAAUUCUAACUGACAUUAGCAACCAGCUAACAACUCUACCCGAUGACAUUUCAAAAGCUGUUUCUCACUACACACUUGAUAAGGUACAACCAAGGGUGAUUUCGUUCGAAGAACAAGUGGCCAGCAUAAGACAACACUUGGCACUGAUCUAUGAGAGAGAGCAAAACUGGCACGAAGCCGCCAUUGUUCUGGUUGGCAUACCACUGGAGACAGGACAAAAGCAGUACUCUGUCGACUACAAGCUGGAGACCUACAUGAAGAUUGCCAGACUCUACUUGGAAGACGACGACCCCGUGCAGGCGGAGGCCUUCAUCAACCGUGCCUCGCUCUUGCAGGCCGAAUCCAAAGACGAGAAGCUGCAAAUCUAUUACAAGGUGUGCUACGCCAGAGUGCUCGAUUACAGGAGGAAAUUCAUUGAAGCGGCCCAACGCUACAAUGAGUUGUCCUAUCGUACAAUCAUUCACGAAGAUGAGAGAAUGAGAGCUCUGCGAAGUGCUGUCAUCUGCACCAUAUUAGCGUCUGCUGGUCAACAGAGAAGUAGAAUGCUGGCCACACUUUUCAAGGAUGAGCGAUGUCAACAGUUGCCGGCCUAUUCGAUUUUGGAAAAGAUGUACUUGGAUCGCAUCAUUAGACGCUCGGAGCUGCAGGAGUUUGAAGCUCUCCUGCAAUCUCACCAAAAGGCCCUCACUCCUGAUGGCUCCACGAUUUUGGAUAGAGCUGUCAUUGAACACAAUCUAUUGAGUGCUAGCAAGCUGUACAAUAAUAUCACAUUCGAAGAAUUGGGAGCACUCUUGGAAAUUCCUCCCAUCAAAGCUGAGAAAAUUGCAAGUCAGAUGAUUACCGAAGGUCGUAUGAACGGAUACAUCGAUCAAAUUGACUCGAUUGUUCAUUUUGAAACCAGAGACGUCUUGCCGGCCUGGGACAAGCAGAUCCAGUCGUUGUGCUAUCAAGUCAAUCAAAUAAUUGAGCGAAUUACCAGCAUUGAAAAUGAUUGGAUCUUGAAAGCAAUGGAAGAUCAAAUGGUUCACUAAUUAUUAUUCAUUGAUAUAUUUUUAUUAUUUUCUAUACAGAAUUCAACAGCAAGAAUUAUCAACUUUCAAAUUAAAUAAUCUAUGUACUUAUUCUAAGGAGUUUGAAAUGUUUGUUCUUAUAAAUGAAACAUAUUUUGAAAAGGAUUAGAUAGUUUUACUUUUACAGAGAGUGAUAUCAACUAUGGUUUUUAUGAAAGGAAGAAUGUUCCGGUACGAGAAAGCGAACUUUCAAAACUGAUCAGUUCUUAAUAUAAAUAGAAGAGAAUGAACGUGGUUAGAUAAUUCAGAUAAGAAAUUUGGAAAUGUACCAAAACCGAUUGAGUUGUAGUCUGAACCCAGACAAUAGUCUACGCAACACCUUUGCAUGUGCUUGCCAACUAACCUUUUUGCCAGUCGAAAUAACUUCUGUAAAUGAAUGUGUGUAAAAUGGAAAAAUUUCGAGAACAAAUAAAAUGUCUACAUGAGAAAGGUUAGUCUCUCAAUCUAGUUUUUUCCUAUUCAUUUUCUUUUUAAUCAUAAAUAUUUCUUGAAUUAUUAAGUACGUUUUUUCUAACAUUUUAAAGUCAACAUAAAACUCACAAUAUAGAUUGUUGUUACUCGCUAUCAAUAAGCUGAAUGAAUUAAAUAUGAUUGAUGAUCACUCUUA